Molecule: messenger RNA, 1833 nt
Organism: Aspergillus bombycis
Lineage: Eukaryota; Fungi; Ascomycota; Eurotiomycetes; Eurotiales; Aspergillaceae
Product: O-methyltransferase
Exons: 6
Coding region: 1-1833 (610 amino acids)
Biological process (GO): sterol biosynthetic process
Cellular component (GO): membrane; endoplasmic reticulum
Molecular function (GO): steroid Delta-isomerase activity; cholestenol delta-isomerase activity; C-8 sterol isomerase activity
Source: RefSeq, a predicted model, not a curated record
AUGCCCGUCGAGAACUACGGCGUAUGGAAGGCAAAGCCUGUCCGCUUCACUUACGAAACCGAUGCAGAUGACCAUGUGUCUCCUCAUCUCUCGCUGUUCUUUACUACCAGUGACAAUAGUCGGGGGGAAGGCCGCGCAGCAAUCAACAUCAAGUCUGGGGACAAAAGUGACUCUCGGUUAGUGUUUUGGUUGGUCAAAAACUUCGAGAACUUUCAAAAUGAACGACUUCGGGAAUUGAAACCCGGCUUUCAUCAGCUGGAAGGCACCAUGGAGCAAGCCCCCAACGGCCUCGCCUUGGACUAUAUUAGAGGUAAUCUGUUCCACCGAGAAACAGGCAGACUCCUGCCCCAUGACGUUCCUGGACCCGAUAAUGAUAUAUUGGAUGAACUGAUCCCGGUGCUGGAUAGUGCGGUCGACCACGACAGCGUGAUUUACAUGUUUGGAUCGCAUUUCAGCAAUGGCAACGGGAUCCACAAUAUUCACAUGAACCAGGGAAGCCCGAGGAAGUGGAAAGGUGACAAUGGGAUCUAUCAGGAUGGGGGGAUCCUGCUGGACUUUGGGGAUUACUGGAUGGGGGUAUUCAUCGGGUUCGCGUCUCAGGCCGUGCAUACCGAUGCCGAAGGUCAACCUACUCCUGCACGUGGGUAUCUUAGCUGGAACGAGCUCUUAAACCCUGAAAUCCCAGGGGAGCAACGACAAAGGCGCGAUGUCCAUGACCGGACCGUGACCAUCAGCGAGGCCAUGAUCCGUCAUCAUGGUUCAGACCCGAAAACCAAAUCCGACUCGAUCGUCACUCUCACGAACCGCGCGGACGCGCCCGUGAUCCUGAAUGGCUGGAGCGUUCGGAAUCACAAGGGCGAAAAUGAAUACCUGCCUGACGGUGCCGUCUUGCGUCGCAGGCGUCGCCAGAGUUUCCAGCUGCACAACUGUGCGCUUUCCGACGAGGGCGGUACAAUCACGCUGCUGAAUGAGCAGGGACUCAAGGUGGAUGAUGGUCCGAUAUGGAAAUCCAACCAUCCGAGAGAUUAUGUUCGGGAUCCGCGGAAUCCGGGGAGGGUUUUCCGUCCAGGAGCCACACAUAUAAGAAAUCCGAUUGGUGUGCCUGAACCCCCAUCUUUACGCUCUCUCUAUCAAGGCCGCAUUAGUCGCGUCACCAUGGUCCCGCACCGGUAUUAUCCCACCGGGAUACAUCUACCACACUUUGCCGCCAAUGAGACUCCGGUUCUCUCCUUAAUCGCCCAAUUUGGCUUCCUAUGGGCCGCAGUCUUGGGGAUAGCCUUUCUCAUCAUACGACGGGUGCGACCGAAGGCAAGUCGGGCCGAUCGAUUGGCCUUUGUGUGGAUGUGCUUGACGGGGUUCAUUCACUUAUUCUUUGAGUCCUAUUUUGUCGUUCAUCAUGAGACCCUGGCCGGCUCACAGGAACUGUUCGGUCAGCUCUGGAAGGAGUACUCUCUGUCGGACUCCCGCUAUCUGACUUCGGACGCAUUCCUCGUCACUAUGGAGGCCGUCACUGCUUUCUGCUGGGGGCCCCUGGCCUUCUUUAUUGCCUACUGCAUCGCAGUGCAGCAUCCUGCACGUCAUGCCCUCCAGCUACUGCUCUCCGUCGGCCAGGUGUACGGCGACGUCCUCUACUACGCCACGAGUCUGUUUGACCUUUACUUCCGCGGAGAAAGCUUCUGUCGGCCCGAGGGUUACUACUUCUGGUUUUAUUACUUUUUCUUCAACUUCAUCUGGAUGGUUGUUGGCUCUUAUUACGUGAAACAAAGUGUGGGGGAGAUAUACAGAGCGUGCAAGAAAGUGCAGGAGUUGGAUUCAUCGCGCAAAAGAAAUUAA